AUGGUCUCCGUUGUCCUGGCUGGGGGCUCUGGAGGGCUGGGCCGCGAGGUUCUCCUCGCCAUACGAGCGACGGGCAAACAUCAUGUCAAAGUCUUUUCGAGAAAGCCAUGCCCUGAUAUAGCAGACCUGGGUGUGGAGGUGGUCCAAGUCGACUAUGCCGACCCAGAGCAUUUGGCAUCCAGUCUCAAUGGAGUGCAUACUGUGUUGUCGUUCGUCCUAGACAAUGAAACUUGCAACGUGCAGAGACCCCUCGUCGACGCCUGCGUGAAAGCGGGGGUCAGGCGGUUCGCUCCCAGCGAGUGGGCGUGGGCCCCUGAUGGAAACCCCGUGUUUCGCUAUAAAGAGAACAUGCGCAAAUAUCUCGAGGAGAUCAACACUCCCGUGCAGAAACUCGAGUACACCCUCUUCCAGCCCGGCUGGUUCAUGAACUACCUGACGUAUCCACGGAGCUCGUGCAGAUAUUUCCACCAGACCUGUGUAUGGAUCGACCUAAAUGCAUGCCAGGCCCUGGCAGUGCGGGAUGCGGAUCCCUGGAUCGCUCUCACUACAGUCCAGGAUACGGCUCGCGUCGCUGCACUGGCGCUCGACGAUCCCGUCGCGUGGCCGGUGGCCGGUCAUAUUGUGGAAAGCAGGAUAAAGCUGCGGAACUUGAUUAAGUUGGCAGAGAGAAUGCGAGGGCGUUCAUUUGACGUGCAUGAGGUUGACAUUGCUGAUAUUGAAAAUGGCAAACUGAAGUCUUCAUGGCUCCCACCAACCACCCAUCCCACGGCUGGAAGCUCCAGUGACUUUGCAGAGGCGAUGGCGUGUCUGUGGCUGUCGUCUGCCAUCCACGGAGCCAUGGACGGAUCGCCCAUCUGGAACGAGCGAUUGCCAAAUUUGCAGCUCACUGAUGCGGAAUCGUUUCUCUCUGAAUGGUACAAGGACGUAUGA
This is a messenger RNA of Fonsecaea pedrosoi CBS 271.37, 930 nucleotides long. RefSeq lists its product as uncharacterized. The record is from RefSeq and is a predicted model, not a curated record. Bases 1 to 930 code for a protein of 309 amino acids. The transcript has 5 exons. NCBI's taxonomy places the organism in Eukaryota, Fungi, Ascomycota, Eurotiomycetes, Chaetothyriales, Herpotrichiellaceae.